Molecule: messenger RNA, 902 nt
Organism: Tribolium madens (black flour beetle)
Lineage: Eukaryota; Metazoa; Arthropoda; Insecta; Coleoptera; Tenebrionidae
Exons: 3
Coding region: 471-902 (143 amino acids)
Molecular function (GO): nucleic acid binding
Source: RefSeq, a predicted model, not a curated record
UCAAACUAAAAAAGUAAUUUUACCUAAAGACAACGGAUAUACAAGAUUAUUGGUAGAGCAAUAUCACAGAGAAGCGAAUCGUCUUAGAGAAGAUUUUUGGAUCCCAAAAAUUCGUGUGCUAUUACGAGGAGUAGUUAAUAGAUGUCAAUUCUGCAAAAAUAAGAAAAUUAUAGCUAAACCUCCUUUAAUGGGAGAUUUACCAAAGGAACGAACUGAACCGCAAGUGGCUGCAUUUACACAUACAGGUGUUGAUUACUUUGGUCCGAUGGACGUCACAAUUGGAAGAAUUGGAAAAGCGGUACGGCGUGUUGUUUACCUGUUUAAAUAUAAGAGCGGUACAUAUUGAAUUGGUGCAUAUACUAACCACGGAUUCAGCAAUUAUGGCAAUUCGAAGAUUUAUGGCGCAAAGAGGGGUGCCUAGGGUUAUGUGAUCGGACAAUGGAACAAACUUUACUGGAGCACAACGUGAAAUGAAAGAAGCAAUAUCGGUGUUGGAUGCAAAGAAGAUGAACGAACGAUUUGCCCACAAAGGAAUGACCUGGAAAUUUAUUCCACCAGCAUCUCCUCAUAUGGGGGGAGUUUGGGAAAGAAUGGUGCAUUUAAUUAAAACUGCAUUAGCCGCGACUUUAACCUUGCAGUGGUCGGAUGUGGGUGGGCGCUGCUCAGUACCUUUCACAGAGGGCGUGACCUUCAGCGGGAUGCAUAUGCCAGUAGUGCUCAGUGGUUUAUGGCGUGAGCAACUAAUUUUAGAGUCUGCUAGUCCGCACCCGAUCUCAUAUGUAAUAUUUUUUGAACCCAAGGAAAAGGCUCCAAGAGCAGAAGUUCGUUCGGUCAGGAUUCAGACUGGAAAUGGUUCGUACUGUAAUAUUCGGGACCCCUUCACCCUGCAAAGCGAUGAGUAA